Messenger RNA from Drosophila pseudoobscura, 620 nucleotides. RefSeq names its product beta catenin antagonist chibby (gene Cby). The transcript has 2 exons. The record is from RefSeq and is a predicted model, not a curated record. Bases 49 to 456 code for a protein of 135 amino acids. Lineage: Eukaryota; Metazoa; Arthropoda; Insecta; Diptera; Drosophilidae.
CAAACGAGCCAAGCAUAGGCUGAAAAUUUCGAAUUCGUUUACAAAUCUAUGCGAGUGUGUCAAUUAGUAUUUGACAGCUCGACUCACAAACAGUUUCACUCUGCGAUGCCGCUGUUCAACAAGAAAUUCGAGUCCAAGCCGAUACCGCUGCGUCAGAAUCGAUGCAAUAUUGGCAUUCCUGCUGUCGCCGAGGAUCUUGAUGACUUUCGCCAGAUUUCGCUGAAUCUGGGCAACAAGGAGCUGCGCUUUGCCGAUGGCAUCUGGAUGCAUUCGUCGCGCAAGGGCGAUGUGGACGAUAUGCUGCGUCUGAAAAAGAAGUUCCGUGUCCUAGAAGAGGAGAACAACAUGUCCAAUUUGAAGAUGGAAUUUAUGCUGGAUCUACUGGCGGAGCAGGCAUCGGAAUUGAACGAACUAAAGCCGAGGGAAAAGAGCACAUUUGAAAAUGUAAAGAAAUAAAAAAAAGCAUACCUGUGACAGCGGAUAUUACUCGUUUUGGAUAUUCGGUUGAAUACUGUGAGCUGGCUUAAGAUUUUGGAACCGGUUAAAAUUCACUAAGCUUCUCCUAAAGUUACCCGAUUCUGAUGAAAUCCCAACCACACACUUGAGAUCUAUUUCUAAUA